CGCAGGGAGAUUUAUGACAAAGUCCAGUUUUCAACAAUGCUGAAAUCAAAUGAUUGCUUGCUUUCCUUGGAUAAUUUGUUUUUUGAAAAACCAGAUGAAGUUGAAAACCAUCCAGAUAAUGAAAAGUCAUUAGAUUGGUUUCUCCCUCCUGCUCCAUUGAUUUCAGAAAUUCCAGAUACUCAGGAGUUAGAUGAAGAAUUAGAAAGUCAUAAACUGUGAGGUCAGGAAAAGAGGCCAAAAAUGCUAACAUCAAAUUUAAAGAUAACUAAUGAAGACACAAAUUAUAUUUCGCAAAGACAAAAAUUCCAAUUUGCCUUUCCUUCUAAUAAGUAUGAACAGGAUGAUCUAAAUUUAGAAGGGGUAGGUAAAAAUGACUUAUCACAUGUUGCUGGCAAGCUGACAUAUGGUUCUCAGAAAUAUAAAAAUCACAUUGGCACUGAGAUAGCACCUGAGAGGAGUGUUCCUGAUGAUACAAAAUUAGUUAAUUUUGCAGAAGAUAAAGGAGAGAGCACAUCAGUAUUCUGGAAAAGAUUAUUUAAAAUAUCUGACAGUAUAUAUGGGAGUGCUUAUUCUAAUGAAAGUGAAUUGGACUCUCACAUUGGCUCAGUGAAAAUUGUACAAACAGAAAUGAACAAAGGGAAAUUAAGGAACUAUAGCAAUAGUAGGCAGAAAUUUCAAUAUUCUGCAAAUGUGUUUACAGCAGAUAAUGCUUUUUUUGCUUCUGAAAUCGGAGAAGGCAUGUUCAGACCAUCUUUUCCAGUUGCUUUCCAGCCUCAUGAUAUUCAAAAGGUAACAGAAAAUGGUUUAGGUUCCUUGAAGGCUGUCACAGAAAUUCUGGCAAAAUUUAGAAGUGUUUUCAAAGAAUUUCCAUAUUUCAACUAUAUACAGUCCAAAUAAAAUACAUCCUUUGAUGAUGUUUGUGCAACAAAGAAGGGUAUGCAACAGGCUGCUUCUAUUCUUGUGAAAGAUGCUAAAUUUAUUAUGACUGUGGUACAGAAACAGUGGUUACAGAAGUAUGCAUAUUCCAUAAGAGAUUCAAAACUGAGAGAUAUCUUAAAAGAUGGUGCUGCUUAUCAUCAUGCUGGUAUGGAGCUGUCAGAUAGAAAAGUAGUUGAAGGAGCUUUUACUGUUGGAGAUUUACCAAUUCUUUUUACUACCAGUACUUUAGCUAUGGGAGUACAUUUGCCUGCUCACCUAGUAGUUAUAAAAUCUACAAUGCAUUAUGCUGGAGGACUGUUUGAAGAGUACAGUGAAACAGAUAUUCUACAGAUGAUUGGUAGAGCUGGUCGACCUCAAUUUGACACUACAGCUACUGCAGUUAUCAUGACUCGAUUAAGCACAAGAGACAAGUACAUUCAGAUGUUAGUUUGUAGAGACACUGUAAAAAGCAGUUUGCACAGACAUCUUAUUGAACAUUUAAAUGCAGAGAUAGUACUGCAUACCAUCGCGGAUGUGAAUAUUGCUUUGGAAUGAAUACGAUCAACUUUGCUUUAUAUCAGAGCGUUGAAAAAUCCAUCUCAUGCAGGUUUUGCAUCUGGAUUGAACAAAGAUGGAAUUGAAGCAAAAUUACAAGAAUUAUGUUUGAAGAAUCUGAAUGAUUUAUCAUCCCUGGACUUAAUAAAGAUGGAUGAAGGUGUUAAUUUCAAACCAACUGAGAUAGGGGGUCUAGUUUCAUUUUUCUACAUAGGAAAUAAACAAAAAAUAGACUUCUUUAAAUGGACAACUGCUGAAAUGUUAUAGGUUACAUUGAUAGCCAGCUGCAAGGAAUUUCUAGAUAUACAGUUAAAUAAUGAAAAGAAAACACUGAAUACUUUGAACAAAGAUCUAAAUUGGAUAACUACCAGAUUCCCAAUGGAAGGAAGAAUUAAAACAAAAGAAAUGAAAGUAAAUUGUCUUAUUCAGGCUCAACUAGGAUGCAUUCCCAUACAAGAUUUUGCUUUGACACAAAAUACCGCAAAGAUUUUCAGACAUGGCUCCCGAAUUACAAGACGGUUAUCAGAUUUUGUAGCUGCUCAAGAAAAGAAGUUCACCGUACUAUUGAAUAGUUUGAUUUUAGCUAAAUGUUUUAGGUGUAAACUUUGGGAAAACUCUCUGCAUGUAUCCAAACAACUGGAAAAAAUUGGUGUAACAUUGUCAAAUGCAAUCAUAAAUGCUGGUUUGACUUCCUUUAAAAAAAUAGAAGAGACAGAUGCAAGGGAACUUGAAUUAAUUUUAAAUAGACAUCCCGCUUUGGAACCCAGAUAAAAGAAACUGAUGUAUCUACCAAAAUAUGGACUUAAAGUGGAUCAGAUUACAAGAUAUAGUGAUACGAUGGCAGAAAUAUUAGUAACUGUUAUUUUAAGAAACUUUGAACAGCUACAAACUAAAAGAACAGCAUUGGAUUCUCACUAUGUUACCUUAAUUAUAGGUGAUGCAGAUAAUGAAGUAGUUUAUCUGCACAAGAUUAUGGAUUCUGUUUUGCUAAAAGCUGGAAAUUGGGCUAAAAAGAUUGCUGUGAAGAGAGCUCUUAAAUCUGAAGAUCUUAGCAUAAAUCUAUUAAGUUCUGAAUUUGUUGGGCUUGAUGUUCAGCAGAAAUUUACAGUCUUUUACUUGGAACCCAAGAGGUUUGGAAAUGAAAUGACUAUGCAAAGAAAAUCUGAAACACAGAUUUCCCAUUCUAAACUUUCAGAUAGAUCUACAAUAGCAGGAUCUAAUAAAGGAAUGACUGCCAGCAAAAAACCUGGGAACCGAGAAUGCAAUCAUCCUUGUAAAAGUAAACAUACAUGUGGACAUAACUGCUGUAAAAUUGAAAUUGCACAGAAGUCAGAAAUUAAAGAGUCAACAAUUUCUUCAUAUUUAUCUGAUUUAAGAAACAGGAACGCUGUUUCAUCUGUUCCUACAGUUAAACGUUUGAAGAUACAGAUGAGUAAAUCUCAAAGUGUGGACCUUAAAGAGUUUGGUUUUACUCCAAAACCUUCCCUUCCUAGUAUAUCGAGGUCAGAAUAUUUAAACAUAUCUGAAUUUCCUAUAAUGGAGCAGUGGGAUCAGCCUGAAAUCUAUGGAAAAGUUAGACAAGAACCAUCUGAAUAUCAAGACAAAGAAGUUUUGAAUGUGAACUUUGAAUUGGGAAAUGAAGUUCAGGAUGAUUUUGAUGAGGAAAACUUAGAAGUUACUAGCUUUUCAACUGAUACUGAGAAGACAAAAAUAUCAGGAUUUGGAAACACUUUGAGUUCAAGUACCAGGGCAAGUAAGCUACCCCUUCAAGAGUCAAAGAGCAAAUUCCAAAGAGAAAUGUCAAACAGUUUUGUUUCAUCACAUGAGAUGUCAGAUACUUCUUUAUCAAAUUCUGCUACGCCCAGGUUCAGUGCAUCCUCCAUGACAAAAUUACCUCAACAGGCCGGAAAUGCAGUUCUAGACCAUUUUCAAGAAAGAAAACUACAAAAUCUGUCACCAGAGAUUGAGAAGCUAUGCUUUACUUGCUCUGAAAAAAAACCAAAUUCUUCAAAUUAUAAAAAGGUGGAUUUUUUUAUUAGAAACAGUGAAUGUAAAAAGGAAGUUGAUUUCAGUAUGUAUCAUCCUGAUGAUGAAGCUGAUGAAAUGAAGUCUUUAUUGGGAAUAUUUGAUGGUAUUUUCUAAAACAAACAAAUACUUUUUAUAUUAAUAAGAGACAGAAUAAAGACACCUAAUCACAAAGCACGCUUUUUAUUUUUAAGAGGUAGUUCAUAAUUAUUCAGAGUUUUUUCUCCUGAAUUUGAUUAGCUUUGUUCACCUUUUGCAACAAAAUAU
Molecule: messenger RNA, 3765 nt
Organism: Cercocebus atys (sooty mangabey)
Lineage: Eukaryota; Metazoa; Chordata; Mammalia; Primates; Cercopithecidae
Product: probable ATP-dependent DNA helicase HFM1
Source: RefSeq, a predicted model, not a curated record